Messenger RNA from Oryza sativa Japonica Group (Japanese rice), 1746 nucleotides. RefSeq names its product myb-related protein Zm1. Lineage: Eukaryota; Viridiplantae; Streptophyta; Magnoliopsida; Poales; Poaceae. The record is from RefSeq and is a predicted model, not a curated record.
GUCCCGGCUGCAGCUUGGCCGCACGCCUGAACACACACAACAGCAGCAGCAGCAACAGAGCACGGAGGCAGAGGCAACACCGAGACACGAGUUGUUCUGGGCGGCGGCGGCGGCGGCCGGGGACGGACGACGUACGAUGGGGAAGGGCCGGGCACCGUGCUGCGCCAAGGUGGGGCUGAACAAGGGGUCGUGGACGCCGGAGGAGGACAUGAGGCUCGUCGCCUACAUUCAGAAGUACGGCCACGCCAACUGGCGCGCCCUGCCCAAGCAAGCAGGUUUGCUCCGGUGCGGGAAGAGCUGCCGACUCCGGUGGAUCAACUACCUCCGGCCGGACCUCAAGCGCGGCAACUUCACCGCCGAGGAGGAGGAGACCAUCAUCAAGCUUCACGGCCUUCUCGGCAACAAGUGGUCGAAGAUCGCGUCGUGCCUGCCGGGGAGGACGGACAACGAGAUCAAGAACGUCUGGAACACGCACCUCAAGAAGCGGGUGUCGCCGGAGCAGAAGAAGGGUGGGGGCAAGAGCAAGAAGAAGACGACCUGCACCGACGUGCUCGUCCCGUCCCCAUCGCCGUCGUCGUCCACCACCACCACGACCAACUGCUCCAGCGGCGACUCAGCCGGCGAGCAGAGCAACACGAGCAAGGAGGAGGAGGAGGAGACGGACAAGAUCGAGAUCCCCAUGCUCGAGCUCGACCCCUGCUGCUUCGACUUCGACAUGCUGGUUGACCCCGUUGUCCCGGACACGUACUGCCCCGCGGUGUCGGCGUCGGCGUCGGCGUCGGCGCCGACGUCGCCGUGCUCGUCCACGUCCCCGUCGUGCGCCCGUGCAGGCGUGGACCCGCUGCUCGACCUGCCCGAAAUCGUGGACCUCGGGCCGGAGCUAUGGAGCAUCAUGGACGGCGGCGCCGGCGACGGGUGCACCGAAGCGCCGCCGCCGGCGUGGAGCAAUGCGGCGGCGGCGGCGGCGGCCAAUGCAACAGUGGCCACCACGACCAGCCUGGAGGAGGAGGAGGGGAAGGAGUGGUGGUUGGAGGACUUGGAGAAGGAGCUCGGGCUGUGGGGGCCCACGGACGACUACCACUGCCACCCGGGCCCACAAGGUCAGCCCGGUCGCGCGGGCCCACCACCCUCCGCCGUUGUGGAGGACCCAGUGUCGUGCUACUUCCAAGCGGGCCCCACGGCAGCCGCCACGUGGCAGGGACACGAGCCCUCGGCUGUCAUCACGAGUAACCCCAUGGAUUACUACGUGUAAGCUCGUCGUUAAUUACCCAUUUUUAUCUCUAGAUUAGGAGAUAUACGAUUACCCAACUCGACCGAAUCGUCCAGUGAUGCUACAUACUUCUAGUACAAUACACGCGUAUAAUUGUACGACCGUAUAAAGGAGUACUAUACCAAUCCAAUACGAAGACGGCAUCGAUGGGAACAACACAUGCAAAGAUGCAUAUAUGCUUUUGGGCAGUAAAAAAGGUGAUAGUUAGGCUAGGAUGCACAAAAAAGGUGUUAAUUUUUUUUUUGGGAUGUCUAUAUAUGUUGGGCAGAUUAAGUGGUGCAUGCAAUCACAAAUGAGUCAAGAUUGCCGGUACGAGUUAACCAGAGAUGUAACUUAUGUACUUUUAACAUCAGUUUCCAGCAGAUGUUGGUAUUGAAUCAACGACCAAGUACCGAAGGACUGAUGUUUACCGGUGUAUGUAUGCAUGAUCUCAUGGCUCUGAGAAACACAACAAUUAAUGAGAGUUUCAGAGUCCA